This is a messenger RNA of Lachancea dasiensis, 846 nucleotides long. NCBI's taxonomy places the organism in Eukaryota, Fungi, Ascomycota, Saccharomycetes, Saccharomycetales, Saccharomycetaceae. The record is from the annotation of a GenBank genome assembly.
AUGUUGUCCAGAGUAUCUAGUAGACUGGUACCAUUUUUGAAUAGGUAUGGUACUAGAAAUUUACACGUUUUCCCCUCAGUGAGGGCCGAAGACACGGCCAAUUCCGUUGUAUCGAAACUCUCAAAAGAUCAACUUAAGAAGAGAGAGAUCAGAAGGCUAGCCCAACGCAAAGCAGCUGCCAGAAGACCUGCUAGCGACCACCCUCUGUACAUGCCAGUUAUGAAGGCCCUGCGAUUCCUGAGGGCCGCAGAAGUGGGUCAGCCACUUUCACAACAAACUCUAAGUUUGACAGCCAUGGUAAUAUCAGAGAGAGGAGCACCGCUUCUAAAUGGAAAUCUAGUUUUGCCUAAGGCUCUGAAAGACGUCAAAGUUGCUGUUUUCACAAAUGACGAACAGCAAGCGCGUAUGGCGCGUGAGAAGUUCAACUGUCACUUGGUUGGCGGAAGUGAGCUUGUUGAGGAGAUUAAACAGGGCAAAAUCGCUUUGGAUUUCGAUAAGAGUUUCGCCACACCUGAUAUUGCGAUAGCCUUAGCCUCUCAGCUGGGGCGGAUCCUGGGCCCCAAGGGUCUACUUCCAGCUGCGAAAAAAGGAACAGUUUCCGAAGAUCUGGAGGCACUACUCAGUGAUAGCAUGGGCUCUUUGCCUUUCAGACAGCGUGGCAACAACGUUAGCAUUGCCGUAGGCAAGUGUUCCUUCACCGACAAGCAGGUGCUGGAGAACAUUGUAGCGGCUCAAAAGGGCAUCAAGUUGGCGUUGGCAAAUCAAAAGACGAAAAAGCCCAGUCUUCUUGGCCAAACGACCCUCACUUCUACUCAUGGUCCUGGCAUAGUCAUUGAUUUCGCUUGA